Molecule: messenger RNA, 2171 nt
Organism: Python bivittatus (Burmese python)
Lineage: Eukaryota; Metazoa; Chordata; Lepidosauria; Squamata; Pythonidae
Gene: ABHD17A
Product: abhydrolase domain containing 17A, depalmitoylase
Biological process (GO): regulation of postsynapse organization; protein depalmitoylation
Cellular component (GO): endosome membrane; plasma membrane
Molecular function (GO): palmitoyl-(protein) hydrolase activity
Source: RefSeq, a predicted model, not a curated record
UUUGUGUGUAGUGACAGCCCCGAUGAUGUCAUGUGCCGCUACGACAUCCAUUCUCCGCACGUUCGUUUUGUCCGUUCCGUAAAGAAUCCCACGUUGUUGAUCGGGAGCGCUGGAAGGAAUUUCGCUCGGAUUUCCGUAAUUCGGCGCUGCCAGGAAAGCGAUCCCCCCGCCCCAGUGGACUGGGCUCUGCUUCCACCGACGAAGAAUUGCGUGAGCGCCGGCUUGGCCAUGCCAACCGCGAAAACGCGCGGGGAUUUCUCGAGGUGGGCUGCUCGGGAGGAAAUCCCUCUUGACCGCUGUUAAAGGAUUCUGUGCAGCGAAACUCAUGUGCAGAGAGAGACUUCGCGAUUCUCAACCCCUACGCUGGAAUGUGGGACACCCCAGUUAUGGCUGUUCUGAGUGGACAUGUCAUAAAGACUUGCUAUAUCUCACUGGAGGCUAAAAUGUUUUCUUAACUGGUUGGAUUUCCUCAUUUUUAUUUGGGACUCCUGCUUUUCCUGGUCUUCCCUGAAAACUACCCGAUACCCCACAGUUCCUCCCCUUUAUUCCACCAGCGGCCAUGAAUGGGCUGUCGGUUAGUGAACUCUGCUGUCUUUUUUGCUGUCCACCUUGUCCUAGUCGGAUAGCUGCCAAGCUGGCUUUCCUACCUCCAGAGCCCACUUAUACAAUUGUCCCAGAACCAGAUCCUGCUGGCAGCACUGGCAACGCCUCCUCCCGGAGUGGCACCAUGGCUCGCUGGAAGCUUCAUUUGACAGAUCGGGCUGAUUUCCAGUAUACCCAACGAGAACUGGACACCAUUGAGGUGUUCCUUACCAAAAGCAGCCGAGGGAACCGAGUGAGUUGCAUGUAUGUCCGCUGCGUUCCUGGCGCCAGGUUCACAGUUCUCUUCUCACACGGCAACGCGGUGGAUCUGGGCCAGAUGUGCAGCUUCUACAUCAGCCUGGGCACCCGGAUUAGCUGCAACAUCUUUUCUUACGAUUAUUCGGGCUACGGUGCCAGCACAGGGAAGCCUUCAGAGAAGAACCUCUAUGCUGAUGUGGACGCUGCCUGGCAGGCCUUACGCACACGAUAUGGGAUCAGCCCCGAGAACAUCAUCCUUUAUGGGCAAAGCAUUGGCACAGUGCCCACAGUGGACCUGGCCUCCCGCUACGAGUGCGCCGCUGUGAUCUUACAUUCACCAUUAACGUCGGGCAUGCGUGUUGCCUUCCCAGAAACCAAAAAGACCUACUGCUUUGAUGCUUUCCCAAAUAUAGACAAGGUGUCCCGCAUCACUUCCCCUGUUCUGUUCAUUCAUGGCACCGAAGACGAGGUGAUCGACUUCUCCCACGGCUUGGCCCUUUACGAGCGCUGCCCAAAGGCAGUGGAACCCCUCUGGGUAGAGGGAGCUGGUCACAACGAUAUUGAACUCUACAGCCAGUACCUGGAGCGCUUACGCAAGUUCAUCUUACAAGAUUUGUCUGGUUAAUGCAGCUCAACCUGUCUUAUCCACCCUUCUGGCAAGGACCGGCCACCUCAACUGGGCAAGGGGAAGAGGAGGAAGCAUUUGUGGCUUUCAAAGGAGAAGGCCACUGAUGCUGCAAGUUCCAUGUUCCCAUCUGCAAAAUGGGAGUAGCUCAGUCCACCCUUCCUCCAUUGCAGGCUUAGUUUGUACAGGGCUCUUGAGUCUCUCCUGAUGGUUUUUCCCCAUCGCAGAGGGCCCUUUCCAGCUGUUUCUCAUUUCCAGCUGCUGUCAUGGCUGAGGAUGGGUCUGUCCAUAAUAACAAGAUGCCUGAGACAGUCUCUAAUUGCACCUCAUCGCAGGACUCCAAAGGACUUGAGUACUGCAGACUGUUCUAGAACAUCAACAUCUCCAUCAGGGCUACCCUCUUGUUGCCUCCAUCCACCUUCACCUCCUGUUUCGGAUCCAGUUUUCUGAACACUCUGCGCGUGACCCAGUGAUAGCAAUAAGCCAUAGGCAGGGUGGGGCAGGGAGACAAGGCACCUUGCAUGCUGGCCAAAAUGGCUUGCUCCAAUUUUGCUGCCUAGCCCACUGCAGCACCUGAAGACAACAGAAUUUCAUUCAGAUUUCCUCUGGGGAGGGGAUGGGAAACAACCUUGAGUUUUCACCGGAAGUCUGUGAAAGGACUAUUUGUGGAAUGCAGUAAGGCUGUUCUACAUGUCUCAGCAUUUAC